Messenger RNA from Gopherus evgoodei (Goodes thornscrub tortoise), 3656 nucleotides. RefSeq names its product immunoglobulin superfamily member 1-like. The record is from RefSeq and is a predicted model, not a curated record. The transcript is spliced from 19 exons. NCBI's taxonomy places the organism in Eukaryota, Metazoa, Chordata, Testudines, Testudinidae. Bases 74 to 3232 code for a protein of 1052 amino acids.
UCUUGGUGGGAGCUACACCUGCUCCUAUCACAGCAGAUCAGAGCCAUUCGCCGUGUCAUACCCCAGCGACCCCAUGGAGCUGGUGGUGAGAGAUCCCAGCUUACCCAGACCCUCCAUCUCUCUCAGCCCCACUGGGGUCACCACCUCAGGGGCAAACGCCACCAUCCGGUGUCAGGGGCAGCGCCGGGACGUGAGGUUCUUCCUGCACAAGGCUGGAGACCUGAACCAGCAGCGACACACGGACCCUGCUGGGGCCGGGGCCGAGUUCCGCAUCCCCAGCGUGGGCCGGCGGCAUGGAGGGAGCUACAGCUGCAGCUACCGGCCCCGGUCAGAGCCCUUCGUCUCGUCAUACGUCAGCAGCUCUGUGGAGCUGGUGGUAGCAGGGGGAACCGACCUGAUCCAGCCUGGAGCAGUGCUGGAUCCCACCCGCCUGGGCAGCAAAGGGCCAGGCUGCUGGCUGGCUGGGCACAGCGGAGUGUGGGGAACAGGGCGUGAAUACCCCAAACCCACCAUCUGGGUGAGCCCCAGCAGGGUGGUGGCGCUCGGGGGAAGCGUCACCAUCCGCUGUGAGGGUCAGUACCCGGGCAUGGAGUUCGUUCUGCAUAAACCUGGACACUCGAACCCGCAGGGGUGGACGGUGCGUGAUGGGACCGCGGCUGAAUUUCCCAUCCCCAGUGUCGGCCGGGAAGAUGGAGGGAGCUACACCUGCGAAUAUCACUCCAUAACGGAUCAGAAUCGCUGGUCGUAUCUCAGUGACCCCGUCGAGAUCAUUGUAGCAGAGCCCAGCUACCCCAAACCCAGCAUCUCCCUGCUGAGCCCCAGCUGGGGGGUCUCCCUGGGGGCAGCCGUGACUGUCCAGUGUUGCAGCCAGCACCAGGGCCUGCAGUUUGUGCUGAAUAAAGAGGGAAGCCAAGUCCAAAGUGUGAAUUCAGACGAUCUCGCUCUGUUUCACUUCAACAACGUGAGCCGGGAGCACGGCGGGAACUACACCUGCUCCUAUCGCAGCCAAUCGGAGCCGUCUGCUGUGUCGUACCCCAGCGACCCCAUGGAGCUGGUGGUCAGAGAUCCCAGCUUACCCAGACCCUCCAUCUCUCUGAACCUCACUGCCCCACGGGCAGACGCCACCAUCCGGUGUCAGGGGCAGCGCCGGGACGUGAGGUUCUUCCUCUACAAGGCUGGAGACCUGAACCCACAGCGACGCAUGGACCGUGCUGGGGACACGGCCGAGUUCCACAUCCCCACCGUGGGCCGGCAGCACGGAGGGAACUACAGCUGCAGCUACCGGCCCUGGUCAGAGCCCUUCGUCUCCUCAGAGCUCAGUGACCCUGUCAAGAUCAUUGCAACAGCAGAUUUCAGCAACACCAACAUCGCCCGCCUGGGGCUGGGUGCCGGGGUCCUGCUCGUCCUGGGGCUGAUCCUGGCUGAGGCCUACUACAGCCGUCCAAGGGGGGGUACCCUAGGAGCCUGGAUCCGGCCCUACGGAGAAGAAAAUCUCCCUGGGGGAAAAGCUGCUUCCCCUCGGGGCACUGAGACAACAGCUCAAACUCCCCUGCCCCCAAACACCCCUGCCCUGGAGAAUCCCCCCCAAACAGCUCCCAAUCUGACAGCGGCACCCCAGGAUGACCUGGACAUGAGGAUCCAACUCUACAAGGCUGGAGGUGGGAACUAUUUGACUUACACAGACCCUGUUGGCUCUGGGGCUGAAUUUCCCAUCAUCAGCGCCAGACAGGAACACGGGGGCAGCUACACCUGUCGUUAUAUCUACAGAUCAGGAGAAACUGCCUACUCGGAGCCGAGCAACCCUGUGCAGAUCAUUGUAGCAGAUCCCAGCUUACCCAGACCCUCCAUCUCUCUGAGCCCCACUGGGGUCACUGCCCCAGGGGCAGACGUCACCAUCCGGUGUCAGGGGCAGCGCCAGGAUGUGAGGUUCUUCCUGCACAAGGCUGGAGACCUGAACCCGCAGCGACACACGGACCCUGCUGGGGCCGGGGCCGAGUUCCGCAUCCCCACCGUGGGCCGGCAGCACGGAGGGAGCUACAGCUGCAGCUACCGGCCCCGGUCAGAGCCCUUCAUCUCCUCGCUGCCCAGCGACACCGUGCAGCUGGUGGUAGCAGAUGAGAGGCCCAGCUCCAUGUCCCCGCUCCCAGCCCCACACCCAGCCGGGUCAUCCGGGGGCUCUGCACCAAUGGGAUUCUCAGAGCCAGGCUCUGCCCUGGGCCCAGCAGCGGGGAUGCCCGGCCGGGGAGCGGGGACAGAGUCACUGGGGCAUUCCCCAGCCAGGGAGGAGCAGCAGCUGCUGGAGAUUUGCGUUCUUUAUUUGGGGCUCGGUGGAGCUGAGCACUGGGGUGUGGGUGGCAGCGCCGAGGGGCCCCUCACUGCCCUCAUCAUGGCAUCUGCUCUCACCAUCCUCUUCCUCGGCUGCUGGCUGGCCGGACACAGCGGGGUGUGGGGAGCAGGGCGUGAAUACCCCAAACCCACCAUCUGGGUGAGCCCCAGCAGGGUGGUGGCGCUCGGGGGAAGCGUCACCAUCCGCUGUGAGGGUCGGAACCCGGGCAUGGAGUUCGUUCUGCGUAAAGCUGGACACCCAAACCCGCAGGUGUGGACGGUGCGUGAUGGGACCGCGGCUGAAUUUCCCAUCCCCAGUGUCAGCCGGGAAGAUGGAGGGAGCUACACCUGCGAAUAUCACUCCAUAACGGAACAGAGUCGCUGGUCGUAUCUCAGUGACCCCGUCGAGAUCAUUGUAGCAGAGCCCAGCUACCCCAAACCCAGCAUCUCCCUGAGUCCCAGCGGGGGGGUCUCCCUGGGGCGAGCCGUGAGUGUCCGGUGUUGGGGGCAGCACCCGGGCGUACGGUUCGUGCUGAAUAAAGAGGGACGCCAUUUCCCACCUGUGGAUUCGGACGGGUCUGGGGCUGAGUUUCUCAUCAGCCACAUGAGCCGGGAGGACGGCAGGAGCUACAGCUGCUCCUAUCACAGCAGAUCGGAGCCAUUCGCCGUGUCGGACCCCAGCGACCCCGUGGAGCUGGUGGUGAGAGGAGGAACUGAUGCAACCCAGCCUGGAGCUGCACCGGCUCCCACCCACCCAGGCAGCGUGAGGCCAGCAGCAGCCCCCCCGGGGCACCCGGAUUUCACCCACGCCAACAUCGCCCGCCUGGCACUGGGCGCCGCGGUCCUGCUCGUCCUGGGGCUGAUCCUGGCUGAGGCCUAUCACAGCCGCCCAAGGGGGCCGCCAUAGCUGAGGUGACCCCUUUGUCACUUGCCUCUGGAUCCUUUUUCCAGUUUCUCCACAUCCUUUCUAUGGAGCAGUGACUGGAACUGGACACAGCGCUCCCGGCCUGCCCAGCGCCGAGCAGAGCGGUUCUCACUGCCCGGUACUUGCACGCUGCACUUCUGGGAGUGCAGCCGAACGUUGCAUUUGCUUUUGUCUUGCAACAGCAUCGCGUUGCUGACACGUUGAGGGUGCGAUGAUCCACCACAGCUCCCCACUCCAUCUCAGCAGUGCUGCUGCCAACCCAGCUAGCCCCCAUCCUGUGUUUGUGCAUUUGGUUUUUCUUCCCUAAGUGCAGCACCUCCAUUGACUUUCGAACAGCUUGGAAAAGAGACGCCUAAGGGGGGGAUACGAUAGAGGUCUACAAAAUCAUGACUGGUGUGAAGAAACU